Messenger RNA from Amphiprion ocellaris (clown anemonefish), 630 nucleotides. Its product is annotated as endophilin-A3-like. The coding region runs from base 1 to 630 and encodes 209 amino acids. The record is from RefSeq and is a predicted model, not a curated record. The transcript has 7 exons. Gene Ontology annotation, cellular component: cytoplasm. Gene Ontology annotation, molecular function: protein binding. NCBI's taxonomy places the organism in Eukaryota, Metazoa, Chordata, Actinopteri, Pomacentridae.
AUGGAGAUGGAGAAGAAAAUUGAGGUGACCAGUAAGUCAGUGUUUGACCUCUUGUCCAAAACAACGGAAUACCUCGAGCCUGGCCCAGCCUCUCAAGUCAAACUGAACAUGCUGAACACAAUGUCUAAGAUCCGUGGGCGGGUGAAGACCACUGGCUCCCCUCAGACUGAAGGCCUGACUGCAUGGGGAGACUGCAUGCUGCGCUAUGGCCAUGAACUGGGAGAGGAAUCUGUGUUUGGUCCGCUCUGCUCUGGUGGAUAUGAGGCCAUGAGGCAGAUGGCAGAUGUGAAGGACUCCCUGGACAUAGGUGUCAAGCAGAACUUUCUUGACCCCCUGCAGAAUCUACAGGACAAGGACCUCAAGGACAUCAUGCACCACUUGAAGAAGCUGGAGGGCCGCAGAUUAGACUUUGAUUGUAAGAGGACACAUCAAGGGAAAAUCCCCGCUGAAGAGAUUCAUCAGGCCAUGGAGAAGUUUGAAGAAAGCAAAGAGCUGGCUGAGAGGAGCAUGUUCAACUUCUUGGAAAAUGAUGUGGAGCAGGUGUGCCAGCUCUCAGCACUUAUUGAGGCAGCGUUAGAGUACCACCGGCAGUCGUGCGAAAUCCUGGAGGAGCUCAGUGGAAAGCUGUAG